This is a messenger RNA of Xenopus laevis (African clawed frog), 577 nucleotides long. RefSeq names its product avidin, gene 2 L homeolog (gene avd.2.L). The transcript is spliced from 4 exons. NCBI's taxonomy places the organism in Eukaryota, Metazoa, Chordata, Amphibia, Anura, Pipidae. Gene Ontology annotation, molecular function: biotin binding. The coding region runs from base 84 to 548 and encodes 154 amino acids. Gene Ontology annotation, cellular component: extracellular region. The record is from RefSeq and is a predicted model, not a curated record.
GGUGAUCCAGGAUCCAAUCAAGAGACUUGAUUAUUUUAAACCCUGUUCAGGCUUCACACUGUCUGGGAUCUGGUGCUGUCAAGAUGGCAGAUAUCUGGCUACAGAAAGUUGUGGUGUUGGCAUGUGUAUUGGUUGUUAGCAGUCACACCUUGUCCCACCACAAAAAGCGCUGUAAUGUGUCUGGCACAUGGAUGAAUGAACUUGGUUCUGUGCUUACUCUAACUGUGAAGGGUCCUCAGCUUAGUGGUUCCCUCCACUCUUCUGUGGAAACCUCAAAAGGGGCCGCAGGGGAUGAGAAGAUGGGGAAAGUGGUGGGAGUGAUUGGAGAUGGAGACCAGCCAACCUUCACCAUGUCAGUGAAAUGGAGUGGAGGUUCUGUCAGUACUUGGGCUGGCCAGUGCUUCUGGAGGACUAGCUGCCCUGUGUUGAGGACAAUCUGGCUGCUGAGAUCUGAAGUCGGCACAGAAGACAAGAAUUGGGAGGCAACCAGGAUUGGAGAAGACAUUUUCCAACCACAGAAGGCUUGUGACUUGGACCAGCUUUCCUAACAUGAAAUAAAUUCUUUACCAGCCUUAAA